AUGUACAAAUUGGACGAAAUUUAUGAUGUGAUCAUUAGUUAUACUCCUACAAGUGUUGUAUUGUUGUUGCAGAUCAUCAAAUAUAGCAUGCUGACGAGGUGGUUAACGCUGGCGCUGGUGGCGGUUUGUUAUCGCCCCACAGACGCCUGUUCGUGCGCACCAGCACACCCACAAACACACUUUUGUAGCAGCGAUUUUGUAAUCGUUGGGAGGGUGCAAAAAACAUUUCGAGGCAAAGACUUUUACGAUUCAUACAAAGUGAAGAUUCGAAGCAAGUAUAAAGCGACGCCAAAAGCGGAGGUAGCGCUAAAAUCCGGUCGAUUAUUAACACCGUCCCAGGAGUCACUAUGUGGCGUGAAACUGCAGCCAAGGGAAACCUACGUUAUUACAGGUCGAGUAGUGCACUUAGAAGCUCAUGUGCAUCUGUGCGGUUAUAUCAGCAGAUGGCGUGACGUCACUCCUCGCCAAAGAAAGGGAUUCCGACUUCUCUACAAACAGGGCUGCACUUGCAAAGUUCAUACGACACGGCGGCGAACAAAGUCACAAAAUACAUGUGUAAGUGGCUUCAACGAGUGUUACGAACGACACGGCAUUUGUCUACAUGAUCGAGAACAGCGGUGCCGUUGGACCAGAGCUCCUGCUCUAACGAGGUGCCUCCAAGCAACGCGAUUCAAUAGCACUAUGACUUGA
Molecule: messenger RNA, 690 nt
Organism: Arctia plantaginis
Lineage: Eukaryota; Metazoa; Arthropoda; Insecta; Lepidoptera; Erebidae
Source: the annotation of a GenBank genome assembly